AUGAUGGAGAACAGCAGCAGCGGCGAUGCCCAGCCGCAUUUGACGGGCCUGCCGCCACUGCCAAAAAGUCUGAGUGCCGCCACGGCGGCUCCUAUGGCCAUUGGCCCGCAUCCACGCACCGGAUCGCCAGCGUCCAGUGUUUCCGCUCUGACCGCAGCCGCAGGCGAACUCUACCUGGGCCCCUCCACCUCCUCGUCGGCGGCCAGGAAUCGCAGCUACAACGGACACGGACAUAGCCAGCGACAUGGCAGCCUCUCCUCCACACAGGAGUCGCUCAGCGAUCGGGAGUCCGUGCACAGUCGCGCCUCCAGCACACAUAGCGCCGGGGCUGGCCACACGCCCACCAACAGCUCGAGCAGCACGGGCGCCACCUCGUCCACGAUCGACAACCAGCUGGCCAUCCUGCGCAGGGAGAUGUACGGCUUGAGGCAGUUGGAUCUUUCUUUGCUAUCGCAGCUGUGGGCGCUCAACGAGUCGAUACAGGGAUUUCGAGUGUUCCUGCAGGAGCAGGAUGCCCUGUCGCCGCCAUCGAGGUCUCGCACGCCAUCGGAUGCGAAUUCCUUGAGCUCGGACGAGGAGGACGAUGGCUCCUAUGCGCCAGUGACUUUGCCCAAGAUGGCAGAUCCGCCUGGAGGAGGCGGUGCGGGACUGGCUAGCUCUAGGGCCAUGGCCUCGCCGGCAGCCAGUGGGGGACUGCCCACCAAACUGGCCACCGGAUCGACCACCUCCCAUGCCUCGACCAGCUCCACUUCGGGGGCCUCGGGCUCAUCCUCGGCUGCCUCCUCCAUGGGCAAGCAUCAACAAAUGCAGCAGCAGCAGCAACAGCAGCAGCAGGCGACUUCCCAUUACCAUCAAAGACCGGAGCCGCCACCCGCACCACCAGCCCAGCACAAGGCGCAUCCACAGCUGCCGAGGAUCCUGCAGCAGCGCAUGAGACAAGCGCCGCCGCCACCGCCACCCACAAGGCAAAAGGGGGGCAGCAGCAGUAGCCACAGCAUCAGCAGCAGUAACCACAGCAUCAGCAGCGUCACACAGCCGCAUCCACAGCCACACCAUCAUCCCCAACCGCAUGCCCACCAUUCGCGGCCCGUAUGACAAAACCCGUUCUUGGACUAAGCCAAGUUCAAGAACAGAAGCAGAUUCACAAACGCAGCCGCUGGCAACACUUCGGAAAGGGUCAAUUAGACAUUUCUCCAAGAGUCAAUUCAAAUUCAAGUGCAGAAAGAUCACACUCACUCAGUCUGUCAGCCAACACUCUCAUCUCAUAAAAAAGCUUGCCAUGUCCUAGUUCUUGAUAUUGAAACACGAAACAUAUGAACGGUUUAUAAAUGUUUUAUGCGAAACGAUGAAAA
Messenger RNA from Drosophila gunungcola (fruit fly), 1352 nucleotides. It is a transcript of the gene lmgB, whose product is annotated as signal element on autosome protein 2. Lineage: Eukaryota; Metazoa; Arthropoda; Insecta; Diptera; Drosophilidae. The transcript has a single exon. The record is from RefSeq and is a predicted model, not a curated record. The coding region runs from base 1 to 1095 and encodes 364 amino acids.